Molecule: messenger RNA, 618 nt
Organism: Colletotrichum truncatum
Lineage: Eukaryota; Fungi; Ascomycota; Sordariomycetes; Glomerellales; Glomerellaceae
Source: RefSeq, a predicted model, not a curated record
AUGCAUACUCCGUAUUGUCUCUCUCAGUCCUCUCAGUCCUCUCAGUCCCUGUCUCGCGCUCUCUCUCUCUCUGUCUCCCUCCCUCCCUCUCUCUUCUCCUGCUCCCGUUCUAACGAAAGGCGGUUCCAAUGUCACUCAGAAGCGGCGCGGGCGUUGCGGCACAAUAACCAGAGCAUGCGGCGAAGCCAAAAAUGUUAUCCACUUUCACCAUUGUACCGCCUGCACGCGCAGGUGGUUCACCAAGGACGCGCAGGCGGCGACGUGCCCAGUCCCCAUGGUGCACCGAGCCAGCUAGCGCAGCAUCCCAUCCAUCAAUCACACAUCACCCCCCAGGACUCGAGCACCCCAGUACCCGGUCGGUUAGACUCCUGCUUGAGGGCCUGCCAACGGGUGGCGGAGACCCGUGGAUGGAUGUACGUACGCACGAACCACCUGGCUUCGGUCAAGGCCUGGACUAACCAUCUUGGACAACAACUGGCGAGAGUGUGGGCAUCAACGUGUGUUGAUUGGGGCAUAUGCGAGAGAAACCUGGUACAAGACAACUUAUCCACUGCGUUGGGACUAAGAAAGAGGUACCGGCAGGGCAGGAUCUUGCUUGAUCCGGCUUGGGUGCCUUGA